Molecule: messenger RNA, 601 nt
Organism: Trichoderma atroviride IMI 206040
Lineage: Eukaryota; Fungi; Ascomycota; Sordariomycetes; Hypocreales; Hypocreaceae
Molecular function (GO): oxidoreductase activity
Source: RefSeq, a predicted model, not a curated record
ACCAACCAUUCAAUCUCAAUCAAACAAAGACACAAUGCCUUCCAACGUGACAGUUUUCUACGGGCAGCCCAAGGAGGGCGAGUUCUUCGACAUGGACUACUACAUCAACAAACACAUGCCCAUCGCCAACGAGCAUUGGACGCCUCUGGGCCUCCAGAACUGGCAGGUCCUGCGGUUCGGCCCUGACGCCCCCUACCAUGUGGUCGCCAUCUUGAACUGGGAGAACGAAGGCGACGCCGACAGGGCCCUCAAGCACGAAGCAGCAAAGAUUGUUGUUGGCGACGUGCCCAACUUCACAAACAUGAAGCCUAUCCUGACGCCCGGCGAGAUCACUGGCACCUGGGAGCGAAAGUAAGGAGGGGUUGCAAAGAAGGGCGGGGUUGAUGGAUCGGAGUGGAUUAGCGACGCCACUUGAUAUACCUACCACAGCUAAUUUAUCGCAUAGCUAGCAAAUCACGCACAAUUUAUCAUGAUCAGCUUAUCAGCGCGAGGAUGUGAUACCGUGUCCAUUAUAUUACGGAGUAUCUAGUAUCUAUACAAAAGGUGUCCAGAGUGUGCGAAAAAGAGGCUACAUUUACGUGGGGCGUAAUGACAUGAAACC